Molecule: messenger RNA, 4968 nt
Organism: Brettanomyces bruxellensis
Lineage: Eukaryota; Fungi; Ascomycota; Pichiomycetes; Pichiales; Pichiaceae
Exons: 1
Coding region: 1-4968 (1655 amino acids)
Biological process (GO): RNA export from nucleus; protein import into nucleus
Cellular component (GO): nuclear pore inner ring
Molecular function (GO): structural constituent of nuclear pore
Source: RefSeq, a predicted model, not a curated record
AUGGCUUUGACAGUUGCUGCUCCGCAGUCAGCCACUGCCGUUUCUGCAACUUGGACAUUCGAGCACAUUCUAUUGUUAUUACAGCAUGAAGAACAAGGUCCUCGAGAUGACAAGCUUCUUAAUGGCUGCCUCAUAUCGUUUUUAACUGCAAACAAAGACAUAUACACAGACGGUGGUUUGCCCUUUAAAGCUGCUAAAGUCGAACACAAGGAUCUUCCAAAAUCGUUUACUCUAAGAACAGUCAAGUAUGAGAACACACUUUCUGAGGAAAAUACUAAAUACGUCAACGAGAUAAGUGACAUCUUGCAGUUAGACCAAAUUGAAGUGUUGAGAAUUGUGCUAUGUGCAUCUCAGAAGAUACCGAAGCAAGGUUUGACCGAUAUUUGUACAGAUACCGCAAGACUAGGGUUGGCUAAUUCCGGCAAGACUGAAACUCUAUUAUACUACUUGAGCCAGGUAUUGCGGGAGCAAAGAAGCAUAAUUCGCACGUGUUUCUUGUUGUUGAAGAACGACAAUAUUGCCACGGCCUGCUCUGUUUCGGAAGAGGUUUCACAUGGAUUAAUGAAAAAUGGAUAUGCUUUGGUUGAGAAGCAGAUACAAAAUAUAGACGAUAUUGUAUCACAGUUAGAGAACAAACAGGCUGACGACCAGGUGGGCAAGCUCAUAUUGCACGAGUAUUUCCUCACUCUGUUGGACCUUCUCGGAUAUAUCACAUACCUUGUAACAACGUCCGAAACUGCCGUUGUAGCAUCUGUUGUGGUCAAGUGGUUUGAUAUUAUGCACAAAUCGUCAUAUCUAUCGCAUUUCAAGAGUCUGGAUAUAAUAAGUAACGAGCAGCAGAUGACGGUGGAGGCCCUAUGCACUGUAAUUUCACUUUCUUUGCUGGAUAUGGACAGAAACUUUGGCUCUCUUGAGGAUGACUGGUCAUACAUGAAUCAGCCGCAAUGCAUGCUUGACAUCAACAAGGCGUUAAGCGAGUCUGCCUCGAAUCCGAUCGUUCUGUAUGCAUGGAGUAUCAUCUUGCACAGAAAAUACACUGUUUUGGAUCUGGAAUCAAAUAAGGGUACGGAUGGCAAGGCUGCUUCCUUUAUUGACAAAUUUAUGCCACUUGCAACGAUUCGCAAUCUAUUUGUGUCCUUUGCCAAUAACGCAGCUCGAUUGGGUGUGACAGAUGCACUCCAAAACUGCCAUAAGCUUCUUCAGUACGAUCCUAUCUAUUCAGACAUCCUUGGCUCAUUUGUGAUUGCAUUUGCUCCGUAUGUUCGUAUGGCCGAUAAAACGAUUACGGAAAUAAGCAACAUUCUCUCUAGUGCCUCUGAUGAUACCGUCAAGAGAUUUUUCGAGAAUCCUGCUGCAGAGGAUAUGAUGACUUUGGCACGGGCUAAAUUGCCACUUUCUUUGAAGUCGUUUGUUUCAUUGGUCGGCAUUAACGCCAACUUGGCAACUGAGGAAAUGAAGACCUUCUCAUCGUAUAUGCAAAUCAUGCCAGAGAAACCGUUCGGUUAUAAAUACUCGAUCGAUGACGUCAACCCUGAUCUCAUUAAGCUUGUCGAAGAUGUUGAUGUUGCACCGCCUUUCGAGUCUGGAAAAGAGCUUUCACUUCUUCUAAAGCAGGGAACCAGGGCGCAGAUAUUUCCGACUGGCCAGUUGAAAGUCAUAAAGGGGGAGAAAGCCUCGCUUUUGGAUGCAAGCAGCAAUGAGGAUAAUGCCGUUUUAGUCGCUUUUCUAUACACAUAUUCAGGGUGGGCCGUGCUUGGGCGUAUUUUGCACAAUCUGGCAAUCCAUUUGGAAGAUGAUGAGGCCAGGAUAUCGUUUCUUCAACGUGUUUUCUGGCUGCUUACCAGGGUUUUCCGCCAGUCCGACUCACGUACGAUUGCGGAUAUUAUUUCCGCGUUGAAUUCCUUCAUUGGACAGCACGACUUUAUUGAUGUCACGUUCAGGAUUUUUGAGCAGGGGCUCAAUAUACGUUCCGUGCCACUUUUGUCUGCGUGUGUCGAUUUCCUGACUGCACUCUGUGUUAAAGGAUAUUCGUAUCGUGUGUGGUCCUAUUUGUACAGAUCCAAUAUUUUUGGCAUUAGGCCAGGUGGCUGCAAGAUUGCCAUGGUUACCGGAACCAGGGAAGUUGUGUCUGGAGAUUUUGCACUCACUCUCUCGUUGCUCAAGUUGGGUUCUGCAUUAGUUCGUGACUGCAUAAGAAUUGAGGAAAACGUUUCUCUCAAGCUUAAAUCGCAGGUGAUCGAGGCUUUAAUUGUAUACUUCGUCCAGCUGUUUGCCAAUUUCUCAUCAUGGAAGUACACUGACAUCCACCAAAGGCCUCAGAUUGGUUCGCAGUGUGUCCGUCUAUUUGACGCAAUCUUGACCUCUCUCUACGGAGUCGAUGAGUACUCCAAGCCGGAAAAUAAGGUCAACUCGUUCUUUUACGCUUCUUCAAAACGGAUACUCGAUGCUUUCCUUCUGCCCGCAUCUCAGGAGUCUCGCUGUGUCAAGCCAAUUGUCUCGUUAAUCGAAAGUAUAUCGUCGACUUUCACCGAUUGCGUGUCAAGUGAUAUGUAUGGUUUCUGGAAUUAUCGGUGGCUGCAUGAUGCUUUCAGCUUUGCAUCAACCUUGAUCAAGGUCCGUUCCACGACACUUCCAGACACCGUUUCCUCAUUGGAGAUGGAGUUGUUCUCGCGUCUUCCAAAUUUGGUCACGCUGUACUUGACCAAUUUGGAUAAAAGGCAGCUUGUCUCGCAGCUUUUAAUCAGUAUGGCCUCUGCCAAGUGGCACACCGAGCCUCCAUCAUUUCUUACCCAUUUGAGCCAUGUCCAUACCGAAAUCCUACUCAGGUGCCUCUGUGUGGAUACGGGAAAUCGCGCAGAGCUCUACACGCUCAGAGUUACACUUUACGAUCUCUUUUCAGCCGUUAUCAAGGGUGGGCAGGAAGGCCUUUCAAUAGUAUUGAUUACGGGUAGAGAUAUCAAGGACAGUAUGCGUGAUGAUACCGAGAAGUUAUCCGCAUCGAAGAGAAUGUCACUUCUUGAGGUCAUCAAGAAGGACGUUGGGUCAAUCCGAAUAUUCCCACCACAUGUUGCUCUGCAUAUGACAGACGCGAUCUCUUUAGCCUUCAGCUCUUGGACAUCUGCCGAGCAGCAAGCUGACGAUACCGAGUUUGUCAAGCAGCUACUUUCAAAGUUGGACGAUUUCCCUUCAGGAGGUGUCAAAGAGGAUGCUCCAAAGUCGGCCUACGUUGAUUACUGUUAUGAGGUCAGGCUGAUAUCCAAGGUGGCCGAAAUAUUAUCGUUGUACCUUUUCGUUUCGUACGACAGGGCUGACAGACAGAUAAUUUUGAAGAAACUCAACGAUCCGUCGUUUAUAAAAUCGUUGAGCUCGAAAUUUGCCGUUCUCGGGUACGAUAGCUCGCUUCAAAGAGCUGUCGAAUCUGAUUUCCACAGACUUUGGCCCUCCUACAAGCUUUCCCAGUUUGCUAUAGCCAGCGGAUACAAGGAGCAUCAUUAUGGUUCUCGGUCGGUCUUUUCAUUCAAUCUUCUCGAAUUGCUUUUGGGUGAAAGUGACAACUGGUCGCAGAUCAGUGAGCAAAUCGAAUCCGCAAGCAUCAACUUGCAGUAUGCGAUGGCACAAGUGUCGGUAGUCAAGGCAUACGGUGCACUAAUCACGUGUCUCUGCAAAGUCGGAAAGUCGGAGAUGGAUUCCGGCUAUCUCAAGCUUGGUGCUGAGUUGAUGAAGCAGUGUGAUGGAAGUGAGAUCACGGAUAUCUUUGGAACAGUUUUCCAGACCAGGGUGGAGCUUACCUUUUACAUUUGUAUGUGCUUCUCUCAAAAUCCAGAUUUCAAGCCUGACAAGCAAUUCCUAUUCGAAAUCAUCUCCUUCUGCUCGAAGCUCUUGGUUUCUAGAGAGGUGGAUCUUUCUGGAAGUCUACUCAGCAUGGAAGUCAAUUGCUACAAGCCCUUGUUGAGGAUUCUGUUGAUUGCUUUAAGUAUGGUCAAGGCACAGCUGAGCGACAUGACCAUCCAGUACUCGGCCACAUUUAUCGAUGUUUUCAGUGUAAUUAUCUGCAGGUCGAUCAACGUGCUUUUCCAGAAUAUCAAGGCCAAGGCAUUGAGCAAGCCCAACACAGAAAUAGGGCAUUCUCCGUUGGUUUUGAAACAGACCGGAGACAUUACGUUGAUUCUUUCGCUUUUGAAGGUGUUCAUGGAGUUGGAUCUGCACGAAAGUGUGGAGAAGGCAGUUGCGAAGUUUGUCGUCACUACCGGCUGUUUCCGGACUUUGUGCUCUGUAUACGGCGUUUCGCACAUGAUCAAGUUCCACGAUAAUGAGGUUUUCGCAGACUAUUCCUUGAUGUUUCUGUUCGAGUUUGUCAGCCACAAGAAACUUAUUGCUAGGGAACUUAUUAGAAACGGACUCUUUGAUGUGCUGAUAGACUCACCAAUAUCUAAUAGAAUACAGGCUGGAAACGCAAAGGCUUAUCCGAUUGCCAAUUCCGGGUUGCAGCAUCUUUGGAGUGAUGGACUUCUCCCGAUAGCUUUGGUGGCACUUAGUUUCUUUGGCGACUCAAUUUUGCCCCAGAUUUGCUUGUUUGCUACAGCGUUCAAUAAGCAGAUAGCCAGCACUAUUCAGGAGUGGUUCAACGCUGACUCGUUCAUCUGUACAAAAUUGAUACAGGAGACGUCGCAGAUUGUUUUGCUAGCUAAGGCGUUGAGUUCUCUCGAUGCCUACAAUUAUAUUCGCAACUCUGUAAGCGAACAAUUCGACCAAACCGCCGUUGUAUUGGUUCCAGGGUUGGAUACUGAAACGGAGAGGAAAAAGCUUGUGAUAGCUCUGAAGUACCUAAUAUCGCAUCCCAAGUAUUUGAGCUUAAGGAUUGUUCCUUCGAAUGAAGAUGAGCAGAGAAUUCUUCAAAGCGACGACAGCUCGAAAUUAGUGGAAGGGGUUUUGGCCAAGUUGAAGGAGUUGAAAUCUGUGCUAGAGUAA